UAUCAUCUGUUGCAUCUUCUCUAUUUUGAUUAUCCUCUACAAUCCCUGUAUUUUCUGCUUCGCUUCUGAACCGCUGUCUCCAUGGAGCCGGCCGUUGUUUUCUUGCUUCGCUUCUGAACCCGCUGACGCCUCCUCUUCGGCGUCUGACAUGGUCUCAUGCUUCGACCUCAAAAGGCCAUUGUCUCUUCUCUUCUCGGCCACCCAAAACUUGCCUCCCGCCUGAACCCUAACGUCGCCGCCUCCCUCGCCCCAGUCCUCUCCACCCCUAUCCCCUCCCUUCUCCCCCUCCGCGCCGCCCACGCCCUCCUUACCGUCUCCGGAUGCACCGCACACAAGCCGGUCGCCCGCCAUCUCAUCGUCCUCUACUCCCGCUGCUCCCCUGACGAUGCCAUCCUCCUCCACUCCGCCCUUCGCUCCCCCGACAACAUCUCCGCUAGUAGCAUUCUUAAAUCCCUUAUCCGCGGCGGGUCCGAUGGCUUCCGCGCCAUCGAUUUCUUCUCCCGCCAUGCCCACCCCCUUGGUUACCGGCCCGACAGUUUCACCUUCCCUCUCCUCAUCACCUCGGCCAAGCUCCGAGAUUCGAUUCACCAAGGUGAGAUGUUCCACUGCCUUGCAUUGAAGUUGGGAUUCGUAGGACAUUUGUCUGUUGUCAACUCCUUGAUUCACAUGUAUGCUACUUGUGACGCUUUGGACCUGGCAAGACAGCUGUUCGACGAAAUGCAUGUGAAAGACCACGUCUCGUACAACUCCAUGCUGGAUGGCUAUGUGAAAAGUUGUGAUUUUGACAAGGCCGAGCAGCUCUUUCAGAUCAUGCCUGACCGAAGUGUCAUUUCGUGGUCUACUCUCCUAAAUGGGUAUGUCAGAAACAAGAUGUUUAACAAGGGAAUCCUAUUAUUUCACCAUAUGCAAGAGCUUGGGGUUGAGCCAGAUGACUGCUCAUUGAUCAGUUUGUUGUCAGUCUACUCACAUUGUAAGCUACCACAGCAUGGCAGAUCAGUCCAUGGGUUCUUGGUGAGAAGGUGGCUUCGGAUACCAACUCAUGUAAGUAAUGCGUUGGUGGACUUCUACUGCAAGUGUGACUUGCGAGAUGCAGCAGCUGAAGUAUUUAAGGGAAUCACCAAUAAAGAUCUCAUUUGUUGGAACACAAUGAUAUCUGGAUUUGGAAGUCAUAGUCAUAGCACCAAAGCAAUUGAUUUUUUCAAAACAAUGUUGCAAGAAGGUGUAAAACCAAAUGAUAUUACUUUUACAUGUAUCUUGGCAGCCUGUGCUCAUUCAUGCUUGGUUGAGGAAGCACGUCAUUAUUUUAAGAUGAUGACUGAAGAGUUUUAUAUUGAACCAAAAUUUGCACAUUAUUGGUGUCUGGUUGAUCUAUAUGUUCGAGCUGGAAAUUCUGAAGAUGCACUGAAGGUAAUUCAGGAUAUGCCCUUGCAUAAUUGGUCUGCCAUUUGGGGUGCAGUAAUUUGGUUAGCAAAGGUUCAAGGUGAUAUUAGUGUAGGCGAGCAUCUAGGGAAAUGUUUGAUUGAGCUGGAGCCAUAUAAUAGCAGGCGAUAUGUCCCUCUAGUAAAUGUUUAUGCUGCAGCAUCAAGAUGGGAUAAGUAUAAAGAGUUGCAAGAUUUGAUGAAAGCAAGGGGAUUAAAGAAGUUGCCUGAUUCUACACUGAUAGAUUUGAAUGUUGUCGUUCACAAGUUCUCUGUGGGUGACAAAUCCCACCCAGAAAUUGGACAAGUAUAUGAAAUGUUGAAGGAAAUUGCCGAACAACUAAAGUUGCAACAUCCUAGGGUUGAGGAAACCAUAGUUGAUGCAAUUUAGUUCGAAAAUUUUGGAAUCUUGGAUGCUGUUAUCUCCUUAAGACAGCUUUACACUGUAGGAUUACCAUAAUGAAGAUUCAACUGGACAAUCAGAAAUAUAAUUGGUUUUACAUGCUGUCUGUAUGGGGAAAAGACUAAUUGAGACUAACCUUGAACAUGAUUGGAAGCUAGGUUACGAACAAGCUUUACAAGAGCCCUGAUGCGAACAUAGUUUUUUCUAGGGACAGGUUGAUCUACUUUGAUACUAAGAAACUAGGUAUUGGAAGUAUGAGCCCGUGUUCUUGCUUUAAAAACGUGCUACACUGACAUCAUGGAAGGAGCAAGUGUGUUUGUUCACCUAGGGAUAGUUAAAAGCCCAAGUGAUUAAGUAUAAGGGAGAACAUUUCUGUUCAGUGGUUUAGAAGUCCAUCUUCAUCAAUACUCAGCUUUCUCGGGUAGCUACAGCAUGAUGGAAGCAUUCUGUAUCAGGAAGCCUGGCAAAAGGACUAAUGUAAACACAUGGGCUACUUCAGUUUAGACUCCUUGUUCUUGUUCGUUUUCCUUUAGAAAAAUGUGGCGGUAAGUAUUUCAUGAGACUACCUUAGAAAAGAAUUUUCUUUUAAAAUCAAAAUGUAUCAUGAAAAGUUAGAGGUUCUAACAUUCACUUUGAACUUCUCAAUUUUAGGAAAUGAUUUAUUUUGAAAAAUAUGAAUUUACAAUUGUUUCUUUCUUUA
Molecule: messenger RNA, 2521 nt
Organism: Zingiber officinale
Lineage: Eukaryota; Viridiplantae; Streptophyta; Magnoliopsida; Zingiberales; Zingiberaceae
Product: pentatricopeptide repeat-containing protein At5g66520-like
Exons: 2
Coding region: 157-1809 (550 amino acids)
Biological process (GO): RNA modification
Molecular function (GO): RNA binding; protein binding
Source: RefSeq, a predicted model, not a curated record